AUGGCGCCCGACAACGAGACGGUGCAGCGCAUCCGCAGCCAGAACCCCCAGUUCAACGGCAGCCGCUUCCUGGUGCCGCAGCGAGGCCGCCCGCGGGUCUUCGUCAUGGGCGGCGUCGCGGAGGCGCCAGACGGCUACAAGGCAUCGGAGGACAGCGCGGCCUCGCUGCAGAUGUCCCCCGACUUCACCGGUAUCCCAUUCUACCCGGGCAACUCGACCGUGUCCUACUACCCCGCCACGGGCACGCUGAAGUCCCCGCUGCGCCACGUGCUCGUCGGGGGAGGCCUCGUGGAGACCUUCGCCUUCGGCUCCGAGGAGCCCGCCGAGCAGCAGCGCGGCGGCGUCGCGGUGCCGGUCACCGCGCCCGCGGCGCCCUUCAGCCUCGCGCGGGCCGUCGGCAUCAGCAGCGCGGGCCUGGCGGGCCUGCUGUCGCAGGCGGGGCUCCUGGACCUCAGCGCCGGCACCGCGCUGAGCCCGCAGGCGAGCGUCUGGCCCGUCACGUCGGACCAGUUCCCCACGCCGCAGCAGGCGCUCACCUACCAGCUCGGAGACGGGGGGAACCUGGAGAACACGGGCCUCCUGGCCAUGCUGCAGAGGCGCGCCAAGCGCAUAGCCGUGAUGAUGAACACCGCCGCGCCAUUUGACCAGGACACGGACUUCUGCGGCGCGCCGCACGACUUCGACCCCUCGGGGAAGGUUGCGGGGGACCUGUCCGAUAAGUUCGGCUUCCCCGGCCCGCAGAUCAAGGGGGCGAUGUUCUACAGCAAGAACCAGGUCUUCGCGCGGCGGGAGCUGCUGCCCCUGCUCUGCGAGCUGGGCGGGCUGCUCAAGGCCGGCAAGCCCCUGGUGGCUCGGCGGCGCCUCCAGGUGUUGGCGAACGACUGGUGGGGCAUCGCUGGCGGUGACGAGGUUGAAGGACCUUGA
Molecule: messenger RNA, 924 nt
Organism: Prorocentrum cordatum
Lineage: Eukaryota; Dinophyceae; Prorocentrales; Prorocentraceae
Source: the annotation of a GenBank genome assembly